Fulvia fulva is the source of this 864-nucleotide messenger RNA. RefSeq lists its product as uncharacterized. The transcript has a single exon. Bases 1 to 864 code for a protein of 287 amino acids. The record is from RefSeq and is a predicted model, not a curated record. NCBI's taxonomy places the organism in Eukaryota, Fungi, Ascomycota, Dothideomycetes, Mycosphaerellales, Mycosphaerellaceae.
AUGAGACGACAAACGCCCAUAGCUCAUCUGCUCUACUCGCACCUGUUUCCUCACCCAACGCCAAACGACCCACCUUCCUUCUCAGCACACCUGGCUCGUAACUUGGUGCCAGAAGUCCGCAUUGAAGUCGCUACUUUCUAUGGCGAUCUGAACAGCGCUGAGGCACGCUAUCCCGGGCUGAAUUACUGCCACCCACCUCACCGCAUGCGUCUGGGCCGCUUCAAGCACCACAGGCGACUGUUUGAUGCAUUCGACUCAUUGGGCUUGACCUACAACGAGAUACAGGACUUCUGCUGUUGGGAGGGUACAAAGUGGGCGCGGGAGCGCUACGAGAAGGACGAAGGAGUGGUUGUAGUCGACACAACUGGCAACGACAUCGGCCCUUUCGUGGACAGGCGAGAUCGACCCAGCGAAGAUUACAGAAGGCACUCUAUCACGAAGAAGACCGAGAUCUCGGUUGUGGUGGAAGAUGCAGAUGCGAGCAACAGCCGUCAACCACCCAUUCAGGAAGAUGACGAAGAGAUGAACGAUGCAGAAUCGGAAGGAGACGCAGAGACCGAAGACGCGAACAUGGAGAGCGAACAAGAGCCACUUGCAGAAACAGCAGCUCGCCAGCAGCACAUGGCGCAGCUCGAGCAGCGUCGCGAUCAAGCCAUCACACAACGAAUCAACCAACGUAUACUCGCGGCUUGGGAGCGAGGCCAGACUUUGCCACCUGAGCUUGAAGCCUAUCUCAAGGAACAGUCCGAGCGUGGCGAUUCGGAUCUCAGCGGACUACUUGCUGGACGACGCGCAUCGCAACGAUACGUGCCAUCCGAGAAUGCUGCACCAGUGGUACCCCAAGCAUCUCGGGCAGCAGCAUAA